This is a messenger RNA of Neurospora hispaniola, 802 nucleotides long. RefSeq names its product membrane-associated proteins in eicosanoid and glutathione metabolism. The coding region runs from base 151 to 597 and encodes 148 amino acids. The record is from RefSeq and is a predicted model, not a curated record. Gene Ontology annotation, cellular component: nuclear envelope; membrane; endoplasmic reticulum. Gene Ontology annotation, molecular function: glutathione transferase activity; glutathione peroxidase activity. Lineage: Eukaryota; Fungi; Ascomycota; Sordariomycetes; Sordariales; Sordariaceae. The transcript is spliced from 3 exons.
ACGUGAGUGAGUGAUCUUUCUCUCCUUCCAUCCUUUCGUAGAGCAUCAUUUUGAUUGACUUGUCAAUCAAACACCACUUGCCUUUGCUUACUCUCUUUUCCAUCAGCUUCACAACUUUGACGAACCAACUACAUCACACCAACAAGCAAAAUGGCCAUCACCUUGACUCUCCCUGACGAGUACGGCUACGUCCUCUUAGCCACCGUCUCCACCUUCUUCGCCAACAGCUUUCACUCCAUCAACACUGGCAUGCAGCGCAAGGCCGCGGGCGUCAAGUAUCCCGCCGCCUACGCCCCCCAGGAGGUAGCCGAGAAGGAUCCCAAGGCUUUUGCCUUUAACUGCGCCCAACGCGCCCACGCCAACUUCACCGAAAACCUUACCCCCGCCAUUGGCUCCAUGCUCAUUGCGGGACUUAAGUACCCCGUGCUCGCCGGCGUCCUGGGCGGCCUGUGGAGCUUGACCAGGGUAUUAUACACCAUUGGCUACACCAAGAAAGGACCGCAGGGCCGCACCAAGUUCGGCAUCGCCAGCUCGUUGAGCUUGUUGGCGCUCAAGUUGAUGGCGGCGUAUACGGCUGUGCAACUUGCUUUCCAUUAAUCGGAGCUAGAGGGUUAGGGGUGUGCGAGGUGGUAAGAAAGGAAAACUGAGUGGCUUGAAGUAGAUAAAAUGGCAAAAUAGAUAAAAGUGAAAUCAUCAAAUGGCCAGGAAAUUGCAACAGUAGUCAGCUAUGUUGUGAACCAUAAUCAACCACUCAAUUCACCAUUAUAAGUGUCUGUGCGUCUCAUUUGAAGGGUGUAAUCUC